CUAACGAGAUAAGAAGUUCGUCGGUUGACAACUUGACUGUGUGUGCCUAACGAAUCAGAAAGUUUUGAGUUUUGACAGUAGAAAGAUGGAAUCGAAAUUCUCUCUCCUUCGUUGCAGCUCGGCGUAGGUUUUGGGCCGGGGGAGAUCCUAUCUCCCACUUGAUACACCAUUCGCGGCAAAUUAUAAGAAGAAGCUCUCGCCCCGUCUCCCCCCUUCCAACUCGUUUUUUCACAGCAGAAAAUCUGCGUCUCGGCGACGAAAUUUAGUCAUGGAGCUGAUGUCUCAUUCUUCCACCUUUCUUCUUCCUUCGAUUCCAGUCGACGGCAGUCCAAGUCUAACAUACGCGCUUGUUGUGCUCAACCAACGCCUCCCUCGAUUCACUCCUCUCUUAUGGAAGCAUUAGCAGCACAACUACGUAUCUGUGCAGACGGAGGAGCUAAUCGAAUAUAUGAUGAAAUGCCAAAACUGCUACCUGAUGAAGAUGUGGUAGAUGUGCGAAACAGGUACAAGCCAGAUGUGAUCAAAGGAGAUAUGGAUUCAAUUCGAACAGAAGUGGUUAAUUUCUAUUUAGGCAUGGGGACAAAGGUACAGAAUGAAUCACAUGAUCAGGACACUACUGAUCUGCACAAAUGUGUAAGCUAUAUUCGGGAUUCCACACCAGAGCUACAAAAGUCUAGUUUGUGCAUUCUUGUUGCUGGCGCUAUGGGUGGACGGUUUGAUCACGAAAUUGGAAAUAUAAACGUUCUUUACCGAUUCUCAGAGUUGCGAAUGGUUCUUCUAUCCGAUGAUUGCCUCAUCCACCUUCUCCCCAGAACCCACCAUCACGAGAUUCAUAUCUUGCCUUCUGUUGAGGGCCCACACUGUGGCCUCAUUCCCAUCGGAAUGCCCACCGCAAAGACCACAACCACCGGGCUACAGUGGGAUUUGAAUGACACAGAGAUGAGAUUUGGUGGUUUGAUUAGUACAUCCAACCUCACCAGGGAGAAAAAGAUCACAGUGCGAUCAGAUUCAGAUCUCAUCUGGACAAUAUCCAUUAAAAAGCUGGAGUGAAUCCAUCUGGGGCUGUUAAUAUUGCCACUUCAGAACCAGAUCCACCCACUGUAAUAUCAUAGAUAUUUUUAAUGCAGACUGCAAAGGCCUCCUUUAUUUGGAAUUUUUGUUACAGGUAGCUUUAUGUUUGGUGUUUAUGCCCAUCUUUGUCUGGAUUAUUUUGGUAAUGGCUCUUCUGGUUCUGGAAGCCAGCGUAGAAUAGGAUGGUCUCAUUUUAGUUUUUCAUUGGAUUCGAGGCUGUAUGUUUAUAUAAUCUAAAAUAAAUUCAUUUUAUUAUGUUAACAAAAAUAGAAUAAAGUCAUUCAGCAUUUGGAUUAGUGAACUUA
Molecule: messenger RNA, 1376 nt
Organism: Nelumbo nucifera (sacred lotus)
Lineage: Eukaryota; Viridiplantae; Streptophyta; Magnoliopsida; Proteales; Nelumbonaceae
Gene: TPK1
Product: thiamine pyrophosphokinase1
Biological process (GO): thiamine metabolic process; thiamine diphosphate biosynthetic process
Molecular function (GO): ATP binding; thiamine binding; thiamine diphosphokinase activity
Source: RefSeq, a predicted model, not a curated record